Messenger RNA from Drosophila ananassae, 972 nucleotides. RefSeq lists its product as uncharacterized. The transcript has 4 exons. Bases 58 to 717 code for a protein of 219 amino acids. NCBI's taxonomy places the organism in Eukaryota, Metazoa, Arthropoda, Insecta, Diptera, Drosophilidae. The record is from RefSeq and is a predicted model, not a curated record.
GGUGGAGCGAACGACUGAAUUAAAUCGAGUUGAACUUUUUAUCAAAAGCACCCAGCGAUGGGAAAGCGUGCGGAAAAGCUAAGAAAAUGUGGAUGGUUCCUCGUCCUGCCAUUGGCCACUUGCUUGGUCCUUUGUGCGCCGACGCCGGCUAUGACGUCAUCGGUACUGCUGAAGGACGAAGCUCCUGGGGAUGCUGCGUUGGCAAUGCGGGCCGCAGCCAAAAUCCUUGAAGACGCCAAAACCGUCAGCGCAGUUCAGGAUUGGAGUUUGCUGUGUAAAGAGCUCUGCGGAGCUGGCCUGGGCGUUGUUUCAACGCCUGAAGAGGCCAAGGACACGAUCCUGAGACCAGAGUCGAAAGUGGCCAAGUGCCGGCAGUUGUGUGGACUGUCUAAGGAUGAUUGGGGCGAUCGAGUUUGUUCGACGUUUUGUCGUCAACAAAAUCGCGCCCUUUCCGGCUGCAGUUCCUGCCAGCAGGCGGUGCCUGGCGUGGAGAAGGAUGUGGAGGAGAUGAAAAUGGCCAGUGAAAUGCAAGAUGAUGCUGCACAUGGUUCCGGAUCCGUGACAUCACCCAAACCAGUCGAAGUGGUGGCCAUCGCGGCCUCCGAAACGGAAACAACGACUGCGUCUCCGGACUGGAACGAAUUGUGCAAGGCACUCUGCAAGACUGGCGAUGGCGGGUCUUUGUGCAACUGUGAUUUAUCGCCGUUCUUCAGUUGAGGGGUUCCAGUCUCUUCAAACGGAUGAGGAUCCCUCGCGAUGGAGGUGCUAGAUCACAAAACCGAUUAUAUAUAGUUCGAGUUAUGUUGUUCUUCGUUUUUUGACUUGAGUUAGUGCUAGUGUUGUCUUUAUAUAAAUAUUCCUUAUAUAUUUCAUAUUCAAAAUCUUGUUGCGAAAGUUUAGUUCAAUACUGUAAAGAACAUAAAAAGAAAACUAUAAGAAACCGCAAAAAAAAAAACUACAAUAUGAAGGAGG